GCCGCGCCCGCGCCGCGUUCGUCGGAGUGGAGACGGUCGGAGACGCCCGCGCGGCAUGCGGCGGAUCAGAGAGGCGAGAUGACGACUGGAAAGAAGGUGGGGCGGCGGAAAGACGACAUGGUAUGGAGACUGUGGACAACACUUCUAGUCGUCAUCUGUUCAGUUGACAUCUCAAAUGCGCAAUGUUUCGGCGGCACGCUGACCUUCGAGAAGACGGUGGGUCGCACGUUCCAGCCGUCGGGUGCCGAGAAGCGUGACCUGCUGGUCAACACCAACUCUCCCGUGCUGCGGGACUGCACGGCGAUCUGCAGCCAGGCCACCUACUGCAGCGGCUUCGUGCUCGACUAUGAGGAGGGCAGGUGCGUGUCGUACGACCUGGAGUCCGCCACUCGAGAGAGUGAUCUGAUCGACAAAGAAGGCACCAGCUACUACGAGGAGAUCUGUCUCCGUGGCGUGGCGGAGGAGUUCACCGAGAUGUGCGGUGACGACCGGCUCUGGGCGUUCGAGCGCGUGUUGGGCGCCAUGCUGGAUGGGUUCGACACGAAGGAGAUGCCCUCGGUCCAGAGUCGCGUCGACUGCGAGCGCGCCUGCCUCACGGAGAAGGAUUUCAACUGCAGGUCAGCCGACUACGACAGCGUGGAGCGAGUGUGUCGGCUCAGCAAGGAGGACCGGCGCACGCAGCCACAGGCCUUCCGCCGCGGCCGCAGCACCAUCGAAUAUCUGGAGAACCAGUGCGCCAGGCAGCUGCCCGACUGCCGGUACGACCCUCCCCAGCGGGGCGUGAUGGUGCUGACGCCGGACUCGUUGGACUUCGCCGAGUCGUCAGCCGCCUGCGAGGCCGCCUGCACCCGCGAGCGUCGCUUCGUCUGUCGCAUGUACACGUUUGACCGGGUCAAGAACCGCUGCUACCUGAGCGGGGACGACUUCGUCAGCCUGGGCCGAGUCGAGCUGCCGGCCAUGGAGGGCGCCGUCACCAGCCAGCGCGUCUGCACGCUUGAGUCAUGCGACGACGGUGUGCUGACGUAUGAGAAGGUCACCGGUCAUAUUCUGCGGGGCGCCAACCAGGAGCCGUUCCCGCUGCCGCCCUCAGCCGACCAGGGCAUCACCACCCCGUGCAGUGACCAGUGUGAUGAGACGGGCACCGAAUGUCCGGCGCUGGUGAUCGACUACUUCAGCCAGCGCUGCUACCGGCUGGACCGCAACACGCAAGGCCGGGUGCAGGACCUGCAGGCCAGGGAGGGCUUCAACUACUUCGAGAAAAUCUGCCUCAUGGGACCCGCCGCCACCAGCUGCCGCGGCCGAACCUGGGCAUUCGAGCGUGUGCCAGGCAUGCAGCUGAGAGACCACGACGACCGUGUGCUGAGGGCGGUACCUAACCGCAAGGACUGCCAGAACGCCUGCUUGGCUGACAACUGCAGGUCUGCCACCUUCGACGCAGAGACGCUGGAGUGCCGCCUGAGCAGGGCCAGCCGGCGCCAGUUCCCGGACGACUACGUGGAAGCCGGCCGAGGCGUCGAGUACCUAGAGAACCAGUGUCUGGGCGCGGACACGCGCUGCGACUACGUGCCGACCACGGACAAGUACCCGCGCUACAUCGACCUGACGAUCCCGCGCGUGGACCGCAUCACGGACUGCGAGCGGCUCUGCACGAACAACCGCCAGUUCGUGUGCCGCUCGUUCGCUCUGUACACCACGGCCGGACAGUGUCUGCUGAGCGGAGACGAUGAGAUCUCGGCCGGUGAGAAGGCCUAUCUGUCACGCGCCGGGACGGAUUUCUACCAGCGGGACUGCGUGGCGGGAGUGCAGCCGUUCCCCGAGCUUUCUCCGACCGGCAACGACACCAGCGCCGAGUGGAUUAAGCCCGCUCUUAGUCGCGACCAGAAUCGGAGUAAGCCGAUGGACGGGCGGAAACAGCCACAGAGCGGGAUCGACUGUGACCAGUACGAGCUCAUUACGGGCGUGGAGAUGCGACAAAUCCGGGGCUCAGAGCUCGUCUCGGACUUCGACAACCCCGGCAUCAUGGCCGAAUGCACCAGGGAGUGCACCCGGUCUCGGCGCUGCUCGGCCUUCAACCUGGAGCACCGCGGGCGGGACCGGCGGGCGCGCGAAGCCCGCUGUUCGGCCCUCGAGCUGCGCGAGAACAUCGAGGUUGACCCCCGCGACCUCACCGACACGCCCGGCGUCAGCUUCAUGCAGAAGAUCUGCCCCAGAAGUCGAGGGUGCGGCAAACUGUACACAUUUGAGCGACUGGUGAACGCCGAGCUGUCCGUGCGGGAGGACAGGCUAGUCCGUGACGUCACCAAGCUCGAGUGCCAGGACGAGUGUCUGCAGGAGACCAGAUUUGACUGCAGAUCCGUCACGUACGACUACAGAGAACGGCUGUGCCUGCUGAGUCGCGAGAACAGACAGAGCGCUCCCCCGAAGUUCCGAGAGUGCUCGUACCGGAACGAGAACCGCGACGUGUUCCUGGUGUACACGCACAAGGCGGUGUCCGAGUUCAGUGACUCGCGAUGCCGCGAGGCCUGCGACCGCGAGCGCGACUUCAACUGCGCCUCCUACUCCUUCCUCGCCACGGGCCGGGACCGGCAAGCCUCAUGCUUGCUGUCUGGGGUGCGUGCCAACGACCUGGAUCGCAGCGGGGUGCAGUUCCUGGAUGGCGCCCUGUACGCCGAGCGCAUCUGCCAAGACCGGGCGUCCGGAAGUGGCGGGAGGCCGGGCUCGGGUGGCCGCCCCGAUCCAGGCGGCAACGAGGUGGACACCGGCGGCCGCCGGUCGCCCGACAUCCAGCGCUGCCGCGUCACUCCCACCUACGAGAAGGUGCUCAACGUCGAGUACCGGCCGGCUCGCCGCUUCGAGAUCGAGGCACGCGGCCGCGGCCGCGGCGUCACCGUGCCCUGCCUGCUACAGUGCGAGCGGAAUCGUCGCUGCCUGGGCAUCAGUCUGGAGUACGGCGAGCAGGGCGAGCGCUGCUACGGCCUGGAGACCUCGGCCGGCCAAGAUGGCGGCACGCUCAGCGUCGCCGAUGGCAUGUCCUACUUCGAGAAAGUCUGCAUCGAAGAGCGCACCUGCGGCAAGGGCUGGACCUUCGAGCGCGUGCCGAACUACGUGAUCGAAGGUCACGACGAUCUGGUGAUCCCUCGCGUCAGGAACAAGGAGAUGUGCGAGACGCUCUGCCUGCAGAACAUUCGCAUGCCGUGCCGAUCGGCUGAGUACAAUUUCCGCGAGCAAACGUGCGCCCUGUCAACCCAGACCCGCCGCACCCAGCCCUCCGAGUUUGUGUACGACGCCGACGUCGAAUACCUGGAGAACCAGUGUGCACCCGACCCGCCCAACUGCGAGUACCGGGAUGUUGAGAGCCGGUUCCUGCCCUUCGUGGACCGCAUGAUCGCGCGGGUCGCCAACAAAGCCGAGUGUAUGCGCAGCUGUGACGUGGAGCUCGACUUCAAGUGCCGCAGCUACAACUACAACGACCGGCGGAGGGAGUGCACGCUCAGCAGUGACGACACGGGCAGUCUGGGCGAGCGGGCGCUCGUGGCCGACGUGGAGAGCGUGUUCAGCGAGCGGAGCGUCUGCCGCACCGUUCAGGUGGAGUGCAGCAAGAACGACAUGCAAGUCACCUUCAGCUUCGGGAGCCGUUUCGAAGGCCGAGUGUACGCCACGGGCAACGCGCAGGCCUGCUUCGACAUGGGCAACGGCCGACAGACUGUGCUGCUCUCCAUCCCGUUGGGCAGCCGCUGUGGCACCGUUGAGGAGGGUCGCGGCCGGUACGUGAACCACGUGGUGAUCCAGCAGCACCCGACCAUCAUGCAGGAGUCGGACAAGACCGUGCGGGUGGAGUGCACGUUCGACGCCAACGACCAGACGGUGACUCUCGCGCCCACCGGCAACCGCUUCACUGAAGGCGGCGGCGUCGACGUCAACGCGCCCUUUCGGCCCGUGGGUACUUCGGUGGUUACGAACACUGCGCCGACCCCUAGUGUUAGUCUCCGAAUCGUCGGACGCCAGGGUCGCGACACGAGCGAGGUCAGCCUGGGUGAGGAGCUGACCUUCAUGAUCGUCGCCGACCCGGGCAGCGCCUUCGGUAUCCUCGGCAAGGGCGUCGAGGCGCGCACCGACAACGGAGAGCUGCUCGCGCUCAUCGACGACCAGGGAUGUCCUCGGGAUGCGAGCAUCUUCCCGGCCCUGGAGAUCGACAGGGAGUCCAAGAACCUGAUGGCUAACUUCAAGGCGUUCCGCUUCCCCAGCACGGCGCGGGUCAACUUCUUCGCCACCGUGCAGUUCUGCCAGGACGAGUGUCCGCCGGCGCGCUGCCCCUCGGGCAACUCGUACGGCCGUCGCCGCCGCUCGCUGAACGAGACCGGAGCGGAGGACGUCGCGGAGAAACCCGCCAGCUCGGCCGCCACCGCUGAGGUACCCAUGGAUCUGACGAUUGCUGCUGCUCAAGUACCUAUCGAUCUGCCGAUCAGCCUCAACAACCGCGUCACGCUGAGGGCUCCGACCACCGUGCCGACCACCGUGCCGACCACCGUGCCGACCAGCGUUCCGACCAGCGCCGCUAGCCCCUCCACUAAGCAGACGACCGCAGAUCGCCCCGAGCCCAGCUCGUCCUCCACACCCAUCCCCGUGACGCCGCUGCCUGAGAUGGCAACCGCCUCUUCCUCCGAGAGGAGCGCGACGCCGGAGGACGGGCCGGAGUCGCCCACGGAGGACCCGCUGGAGGAGGACGAGGCGCCGGCGGCACCGCGGGUUGCCGCUGUCCUCUCCGGGAGUGGGCGACCUCCCCAGCCUUCCUCGGAGGAGGCGGUCGAGGCCGCGCCGCACCCUGCCAUGAUCGCCACGCCUGGUAGUCUGCUGCCUGUGGCUUUGCCGCUCACCACCUCCCUGCUGGUGGGACCGGAUAUCUCGUCUGAGAAGGUGCGGCUGAUGAUGGAGGAAGAAGAGGAGGCGGUGGAGCCGCAGAAGUACGACGUCGUGUUCGGGCACAACUGGCAGAGUCGUCAUGCCUAUCAGACAGAAGCCGUGCCCCGCCUUCCGCCGCCACAGGAUGCCAUCUGUACGCCGCGCUCGACAGUGGUGGCUGUGGCGAUCACGGUGGCGCUGGCCCAGCUGGGCCUCGUGCUGGGCGGGCUGGGCCUGUACCGGCUGAAGCGCAGCCGCUGGGCGGCCCAGCUCCGUCCGGUCAGCGCGCCGCCGCCGGCCGGGGACGUCAUCUACGCCAGUCCACAGGAGCUGGGCUACGGCCGCGGCUGCGGCGCGCACGAGCUGGGCCUGGGCCGCGGCUACAGUCGCUUCGGUCGCGCGCUGAAGCCUGAUUUUCCAGUGCCGCUGCCCCGCGCGAGCACCUGAGCGCCACUUACGGGGCUCGGAGGCGCGCGGAGCGACUGUUCAAACCAUUGGCACGUGCCUAGUCAGUAAAACAUGAGUGCAGUGUCGACUCCGGCGGCGAAAUCAAAUCAUCGGGACUGCGGUGGUCGCGCAUGCGCGCUCGAUCUACAGGUGAUCCUUGCGCAGUGCCGCUUUUCUAGGUUAGAUGCGUUCAUUUUGCGCGGUGUUCUGUGUCAUCCAGUGCAGUGGGCGCAGUGAGUUAACUGUGUGAACUGUUUCCUUGUGAUGAUGUGCAUUUGUCGUCAACGCUAAUGUUCCUACAAGAAUCCGUAAAGCGCCUAAAUCAGUGACUUGGUCUGCGCAGAGCAGAACUGAGCAAUGAUGCUGACUGAUAGGCGAUAAUUUAGCUACGGCCUGUAAUUACCCUCACCGAUUUGAGGCCAAAAUCUCCAAGAUCACGUCAUGGCUCAUGCGGUCUAAAAAAGAUGGCCGCUUACCAGCACGCAUAGUUUGAAGGAAACAUCAGUGUUACGGUAAAGGUUACGCCCCGCAUUCCCACCGCCACAGCAUUGCCUUGAGACUGGCGUCGCAUCCCUGACCUGACCUGGGGCCACGACUCGGGACAUCUCGCGUGCCCCAGGGGAACUGGGUCCACCGCCCCAGGUCAGGCCAGAACAGGCACACACAUCGUGGCGUUUACUCGGCGUUUCAUGCUGUGCAGCAGUUUUUGCGCGAUUUCCUCUGAAUCGAUCCCGCAAGUGUUUCGCGCCAGACCAAGAGAUACAUACAUACAUAUCAACAAACCCCGUGGCGCGUGACGAGACGCACCUGCGGCGGAUUCCGGUACCCGGCCCUAUUGCACUUGAAUCUCAUGAAGGGGUGACCUUUGCGCGCCGAACGCUCUUGCGAUGCAUUUGAAUGUUAGAAGAUCAUCUGCAAACUCGUGGCUUUAUGCUGGACCGGCGGGCCGCCACGCCGCCGAAAUUUAUGGCGCCUUGUCCGGGUGACGGCUGUAAAAAUUAUGAGAGCGGCAAUUGAUAACCGGCAUUGUCUCUCGUGUUGGAAUCGCUUUCACAACGCCCAAAUGUUCAAGGUAUGCGUCAUGUUGUGGUCAUCGGAUGAGUGGUUUGUUUUGUAUCUAGUUAAGUAGCUGAAGAGAUUCGGCAAAUUUUGUACCAUGCAUCAUGCCCGACAUUGGCUGCACGCCUGGCCCAGGCACCGGUACUGGCACAUUUUCUGCACGUGUGGCGGUGGUGUUGCGAGCGGCUAUCUCCAAUAUUCUGAAUGCCUCGCACAGUUCGUAAAUAAAACAUUUAGAAGUACUUCGAGCUACGAUUCCUCGAG
Molecule: messenger RNA, 6669 nt
Organism: Pollicipes pollicipes
Lineage: Eukaryota; Metazoa; Arthropoda; Thecostraca; Pollicipedomorpha; Pollicipedidae
Exons: 35
Coding region: 79-5346 (1755 amino acids)
Biological process (GO): anatomical structure morphogenesis
Source: RefSeq, a predicted model, not a curated record